AUGAACCUGACAAUAUCUUUUUCUGCACACUUAUGUAGCGCAUUAUUCAGGUAUGUCAUUUUUCUGUAUAUUAUUCCCAUACAAUACCACUCCACGAGUGAUACCUAA
Molecule: messenger RNA, 108 nt
Organism: Haemonchus placei
Lineage: Eukaryota; Metazoa; Nematoda; Chromadorea; Rhabditida; Trichostrongylidae
Source: the annotation of a GenBank genome assembly